UUCUUCACGGUUCAGUCGAAGGAAAAGUUUUUUUUGUAUUUAAAAAUAAAAAUGGAUAAACCAAAUGAAUUGGAUUUUUCAUCAAGUGAAUUCAACGCUCUAGAGGCAUUGUUAAGUCCCGAUGUCACCGUCCCUGUUCCCGAAGCGCCGAUGUACGACAACUUAGGACAAUUCGUCUCGACGUUAAAUCGUGCAAGAGCAAAACAAGCACAAGGCGAUGGUGCAGGUCCAAGUACUCGUGAGAGCAAUCAAGCAACCAUCAACACCCUUAACAGUCUCAACCCAUUAAAGAGAAAAUUUCUUCCCCAUCAAGAACCGGUUAUGGGCCGAGGCCGGAGUCGGCCGCAACGUAAUCUACUCACGCGCAUGGACGAGGUCACAAGAGGUCCUAUGAGCGUCCUACGCAAUUGCAUGAUCAACAAAACGCGAGUCAAGGUUUGGAUACGAGGAGCGACGUGGAUCCGCGGUUUCUGCAUCGGCUACAUCGCCGCAUUCGAUAAACAGUGGAACUUGGCAAUGACCGACGUCGACGAAACAUUUACGCGUCGGCGCCACAGGAAGACUCCCAUUUUGGGUCCGGUAGAUCACAUCACGGAGGCCCUGGGCUCGUUGACGACGUCUAGCGACGACAGUAAAGACAAAAUUCCUUCGGCUCCUGGACCGUCGAAUCAGAGGAAGAGCGAUCCUUUGACGGGAUUGGCGGUCCAACGUCAACCGAUUGACCGGAGAGAGGAACUGUGCCAGAGGCACGUCCAGCAGCUCUUCAUCCGUGGCGAACAAGUUUUUCUGAUCUUGUCUGUCGAGUUAUCAUAAUGCAAACGACUCGAACCUUCCCCGCAACCGUGUCAGAGAAAUAAAAGAAAACAAAACUUAUGACGGGGAAAGAAAAAAAAAACAACGAAAAAGCGGGUUAUUAUUAUGGCUGUUAUUAAAAGAAAUCAAAGACUGUGUGUGCGGCCCAUUGUUGUUUUUUUCCAAAUAAAGACGGCGAUGGAUUGAAGCGAGCAAUUCAACUCACGA
Daphnia pulicaria is the source of this 1020-nucleotide messenger RNA. It is a transcript of the gene Lsm11, whose product is annotated as U7 snRNA-associated Sm-like protein LSm11. NCBI's taxonomy places the organism in Eukaryota, Metazoa, Arthropoda, Branchiopoda, Diplostraca, Daphniidae. The record is from RefSeq and is a predicted model, not a curated record. Gene Ontology annotation, biological process: mRNA 3'-end processing by stem-loop binding and cleavage. Bases 52 to 813 code for a protein of 253 amino acids. Gene Ontology annotation, molecular function: U7 snRNA binding. Gene Ontology annotation, cellular component: U7 snRNP. The transcript is spliced from 6 exons.